AGCUCCGGUUCCGGCGCGCCGCGCGCACGUGGGGCGGAGCGGGGCCGGCACCGGGAGCGGGAACGGGAGCGGGAACGGGAGCGGGAGCGGAGCGGGGCCGGCGCGGCGCCAUGGGAGAGUUCGAGGUGCACCGGGUGCGGUUCUUCGGGCUGGUACCGGCGGGGGUGCGCUGCCUCGCCUGCCACCCCCGCGGCGCCCGCCUGGCCCUGGCCCGCACCGACGGCACCGUCGAGGUGUACAACUUCGCCGCCAACUACUUCCAGGAGAAGGUGAUCCCGGGACACGAGGAGCGCUCGGUGGAGUCGCUGUGCUGGGCGGCGGGGGAGCGGCUCUUCGGGGCCGGGCUCGGCGGGGACAUCACCGAGUUCGAUCUGUCCCGGCUGAGCGCGGCCCGCGGCACCGACGGCGGCGGGGGACCCAUCUGGAGCAUGGCGGCCAACGGCAGCGGCGAGCAGCUGGCGAUCGGCUGCGAGGACGGCUCCGUGAAGAUCUUCCAGGUGGUUCCUGGGGGGAUCCAGUUCGAGCGGAACCUGGACAGGCGGAAAGGCCGUGUCCUGUGCCUGUCCUGGCAUCCCUCGGACUCUCCCCGUUUUCCCACGCAGCGACGCCUCGUCUCCUGCGCCAGGAAAGCCCGGCUGCUUCUCUUCCAGUUCUCCCAGCACCUGGAGCUUUGGAGGCUUGGCUCCACGGAGGAGACCGGAAAGGACGGCGAGGUCCUCCCCUUGUGCCGGAUGCCCGAGCACCUCGUGCAGCUCAAGAGUAAGGGCCCGGAGCACAUCUACUGCAGCUGYGUCUCACCCUGCGGCACCUGGCUGGGUUAUUCCACCGCCUCGCGCUUCCAUCUGUACCGCGUGCGCUGCGACGGGGACGGCGUCAGCCUCAGGAAGGUCCCCAAAGUGCCCAAGCUGCUGCCCCCAGCCUACCAGCUGCAGUUCUCCGCUGACUCCGACAGCCUCUUCGUCGCCUCGGCCCGAGGCUCUGUCCACGUUCUGCAGCUGCUGGAGCCGGGCGGCUGCAAACUCCUGCACACGCUGCGGCCACCCUCAGGAUUCCCUUCUCCUGCCCUGCAGCCCCUGCUCUUCAUGGAUCUGCUGGAUGAGAACUGCCUGGUUGUGGUGGAACGACCCAUCAUGGACUUCAAAACCCAGCUGCCAAUGCCUGUCCAACAGAAGAAAUUUGGCACCUGAGAGCGGAAGAAGCCGCUCCAACCUUGGGAACUGUCUCUGUGCUGCCUUCCUGGGGCACUGUAGGAAUUUUCUUAGGGUGCUGUAGGAAUAAAACCUCACUGUUGUGUA
This is a messenger RNA of Malurus melanocephalus (red-backed fairy wren), 1295 nucleotides long. It is a transcript of the gene UTP4, whose product is annotated as UTP4 small subunit processome component. Gene Ontology annotation, cellular component: small-subunit processome; t-UTP complex; 90S preribosome. The transcript has 9 exons. Gene Ontology annotation, biological process: maturation of SSU-rRNA from tricistronic rRNA transcript (SSU-rRNA, 5.8S rRNA, LSU-rRNA). The record is from RefSeq and is a predicted model, not a curated record. Gene Ontology annotation, molecular function: RNA binding; protein binding. Lineage: Eukaryota; Metazoa; Chordata; Aves; Passeriformes; Maluridae. The coding region runs from base 111 to 1187 and encodes 358 amino acids.